GCCUCCAUCCUGCUAUUAGAUCCGCUCGCGAUUGGACAUCAACUCUCUUUUUCAUCGCAAAAUUACUCUAAUUGUUACGGGCGGCAUGGAACCCGCUACAGUUUCAGCGCACGAUCAGGCGCUCAGCUACAUCUCGGAUCCUCGCUUCAGCCAAGAGUUUAUUCUUCCCGGAACUGCAAACCGCGACGCCCUCACUGUAUGCUAUGCUGACCUGGGAUUCAAGCCCGAAUCUCCGGCUGCAAGUCGCAGUACGCCAACUGUGCUCUUCAUCCCCGGCAUGUUUGGGUCCAGAUAUAUCGGGGCCCUUUUGGAUCCAGUCGCACGUAAAUUGGGAGUGAGAGUUGUGGUAGUCGACAGACCUGGGAUGGGCCUUUCAACCCGCGUGCCGCUUUCUCAACGGCUUUCAACGUGGAUUGAAGUCGUUCCCCCUCUACUGGCACAUUUAGAUAUCGAGCAUAUCGCCCUAGUCUCGCAUUCAUUUGGGGUGAUGUACCUGCUUAAUACCUUGCAUCAUUACCGGAAUAUGCUGCAUCCUGAGCGGCCUUUUGUUGCAUUGAUGGCGCCGUGGGUUGAUCCAGCGCAAUCGAAACUUACAUUAUGGCAGAUGGCCCAGUAUAUCCCGACUCCAGCCAUCAAUGUGAUGAAUCGCAUUACACCUGCAUUCGCCACAAGUGGAACUAUUUUAACAAAGGCCAGCAGUUUUCUCUCUUCUUCUAUCUCUUCUAUCAGCGGUGGUGACGGGCAAGAGCUUUCUUUCCAGGAGAUAAAUAGGAAAAAGCUAGCGACCGACUAUGACCUGCCAAGGGAUGUACAGCUGGAACUAGGACCGAUGCGUAUGAAGAAAAUUUUCGAGGGAGGCACCACUGGUGCCAAUGAUGAGGCACUUCAGUGCUUGAGAAAAGGCGACCGAUCCUCUUGGGGAGAGUGUGAUGACUACAAUGUCUUUGUAAAAGCAUUGGUGAGCGCUGAAAGGCAAAAACAACAGCUGGACGCAAAUUCUCAAGGCCACGCGAAGCUAAAAGUGAGGGCAUAUUUUGCCGAAAGCGAUGUUAUGAUUGGUAAAGAGGGCCAGAAGUACGUUGAAGAAUGCUGGGGAUGGCAAGAGAACACAUUCGACGACGUCAUUGACUUCAGCUCAGCUACUGUCGCUGAUACUGACCAUGACAGCGUUAUGGAAUCUAUUGAAACACUCGAGAAGAUCUUCAAGGAUGUCAAGGGCAGUCUAACAUGAGAGUCGAUAUAUUGGGUUGAGAAAGGGGAGACUGCUUGACAGUUAUAAUCAUUCCGUAUGCAGUAUAUACCCCUAGAUAAUGCCAGCACAGUAGUCUAUAGUUUUAAUAAUUCUGCCAUUCAG
Trichoderma harzianum CBS 226.95 is the source of this 1354-nucleotide messenger RNA. RefSeq lists its product as hypothetical. The record is from RefSeq and is a predicted model, not a curated record. The coding region runs from base 86 to 1231 and encodes 381 amino acids. Lineage: Eukaryota; Fungi; Ascomycota; Sordariomycetes; Hypocreales; Hypocreaceae. The transcript has 3 exons.